CUUGUAGCACUACUGAAGCACCUUUAUAUUGUAGCUGGCCCCAUGAAAACUGAAGUUGAUUGUAAAGUUGUCAAUUAUUACUUUAUGCCCUGUGCUCUGAAACCAGCUGAUGUAGGAGAGAAGAGCGAUGUAUCAGUUAGUAUACCUCCGUUAUUUAUAUGUUUUGAGUGUGGGUAUACUCCUGUUGGUGUAUUCUGUUGUCUAGUAGUGUAUCUCCUUGAUCAGAAGGCAGAUCAAGUACUAAAAUGGAAAUUAGCGGGUAAUAACAACCGUAAUAGGAUUACCUUUAAAGUCGGGCAAUACUAUGAUACUGUUAUGUUAAUCAGUCGUGCUACUUAUCUUGAAGUUUGGGUUCAACAUAUGAAAGGCUCAAUGUUGUCAACAAGUGAUUUUUGUGAUGAGAUAUUAUCAUCAUUGCACAAAGGACUAGACACAGUGAUACAAUCACUUCAUUACACUUAUAAGUCAAGACAUAUGUUUGGAGUAGCAUGUACAGCAUGUGCUACUUCUAUGAAUCAUCCAGCUGUGAUUGAGUUUAAUGAAGAAUUGGCAAUGUGCAGUAUUAGCGAUAAUAUAAUGCAUAUUGAUAAGGAAAAUUUACUCUGGUCCAAAAAAAUUGUUAUGCUAAAUAAUAAAAGUCAAGUUUCAAAUUCAUUGCAUACUCUUACAACAAAUACUCAUCACUUUUCCGCUAUUGAUGAUGAGACAAAUAGGAAAAGAAAACGAAAUGAAGAUGAUUCUACAACUGGCAAGAGGUUUAAAAUGUCUGAUAAUGAUAGAACUACAGAAUUAGUGAGAAAUGAACAGCAAAAAUCUGAUAUAAGUUUAUACUGUGAACCAGCUAUGCAUAAUGAUGUGCAACAUGAAAUCAUUCAAGAGCAUCUCAAUUGUACUCUGAGUAUUAAAGAUUUAGAUGUUGUAUUUGGGUUGUUAUCUAACUCAUUCAAUCGAUGGAAACCUUUAGGCUUAAAACUGGGUAUUAGUUACAUAACACUAGAUAAUAUUAAAAGUGAAGAAGAAAAAGUACAAGAUCGUCUAAUGGAGAUGUUGGCUGCUUGGCUGAAAAAAAAAGAUAAGGCAGCAAAUCCUACAUGGAAGAAACUAAUUGAUUCAUUAAAAGAAAUUGAAGAAAACAGUUUAGCUGAGGAAAUAGAAAGAAAAAUUACAAGUCAAUAAAGAUACUGCAGAAAGCUUUGGCAAACAACAGCA
Molecule: messenger RNA, 1209 nt
Organism: Amphimedon queenslandica
Lineage: Eukaryota; Metazoa; Porifera; Demospongiae; Haplosclerida; Niphatidae
Exons: 6
Coding region: 43-1176 (377 amino acids)
Biological process (GO): signal transduction
Molecular function (GO): protein binding
Source: RefSeq, a predicted model, not a curated record